Molecule: messenger RNA, 1940 nt
Organism: Schistosoma turkestanicum
Lineage: Eukaryota; Metazoa; Platyhelminthes; Trematoda; Strigeidida; Schistosomatidae
Source: the annotation of a GenBank genome assembly
AGAUGCUAGUCGAAUCAAUGUACAACACUUUUUAAAAGUGUUUAUCAAUAAUCCGAAAGGUUUAAUGCAGUUUCUUAAUCGUUAUAUCAAUACGGCUUCACCUUCUAAAUUAGUUCCAGGAGUUGUGGAUACAUUUUUAGAAUUAUUGUUAUAUGAAGCAAAUCGAUUGAAAACUGAUUCAUUGACAACCAAUAAAGAAUCAGAUCAAUUAUUUGAAAUGGCAAUGCAAUUAUUAUCAAAUAGUGAACUUAAUUACGAUGAAAAGAAAGCUUUGGUACUUUGUUAUCGACGCCAAUUCUACAAAGGUUGUAUAUAUUUAUGGAGGAAACAAAAAUUAUAUGAUCAAAUGCUUCGAUAUUACAUUUCACAAGAUAUGAAUCAGGAGAUCAUAGCUGUAUGUGAAGAUUAUGGUGAUCAAAUGCCUAAUUUAUGGCUUACUGCUUUAAUUUACUACGCACAUAAACCGGAACAUUCCGAUAUUCUGAAACGAGUUAUCGAUCAAGUGGACAAAUUAAAUUUGGCAUCACCACUUGUUGUUCUACAUUUAUUGUGUGAUACUGACCCGGAACAUUGUUGUAAUGUUGGAACAAUACGUGAUUAUCUUCUAUACCAUUUAGAAGCUGGUAGUAAUCGAAUUAAUACUAUGAAAAAUGAAGUGGAUCGCUUGCGUAAAGAGACAAUGCAUAAUCGUGAAGUAGUACGUAAAUUAAAUAAUCAAGUAAAAAUAUUCCAACAACAAAAAUGUCAAUUGUGUCAUCAAAGUCUGGAAACGCCAUCAAUUCAUUUUCUAUGUGAUCAUUCUUAUCAUAAAGUAUGCUUUGACAAUUAUGCUUAUGGUGAUCAACAAUGCCCUCAAUGUGCACCUCAAAAUAAGAAAUUGUUGGCUGAAAUCAAUGAUACCUUACCAAUUAAUCAAUCAUUAUAUGGAAAUAUGAAAGAAUCACCUGAUCAAUUAUUAGUGUUAUUGAAGACUGCAUUAGAUUUAGUGAAAGAGAGAAAUAUGUCUAGAGAUUCACCUUGUAGAAUGCCUUCUUCUGCGAUAAACAUUUCCACUACAACAACAACAACACCGGCUUCAAAUUUCCAUACAUCAUCAAUUCAUGCACCACUUUUAAGUAAAGCUAUAUCGAAUGUUUUAGCUCAGAAUUCUGGAUUAUUAACUAAUCCAAGUAAAUCAUCAUCAAUCGGUAGUCAGAAUAUGAAACACGUCAAUGGUCAUGGUGAUGAUGAUGCCUCGUCUAUAGAUAAACAAUCGUCCACUGGUUCAAUCAAACUUUCAACAUCUUUUAAAUCUUUGACAUUACCUCAACACCCAUCGUCAAAUCAGAUGAUGUUUACUUCGACAAGUGUUAAAAAUGUGAAUACUCUUCUUAAUGAUGAUCACAAUUCAUCAACUAAUCCUUUCGAACUGGAACCAUUUGUAUCUGAUGGUUAUUUUUCAUCGACUGAUCCAGUGCAAUCAAAUUUAUCUGUACAUAAACCAGUGAAUCCAUUUGAUGAAACCACUGAUGAUUGUAUGAAUAAUGAUGAUGAUACUAACAAAAACCGAAUAUCUCAUUCGUCUAAUCAUAAAUCUGAACAUCAUGAAUCUGUAGAUGCUGGUUUCAAUGAAUCACUAGUCAAUCAACAACAACAACAAAAUCUCUCCAAGCAACAGUCAUUAAAUCCUUUUGAUUGGGAUUAAUACAUAAAGAUUGUUACUUAGUUUUUUUCAUGCUGCCAUUAAUUUAAAAAACCUGUUUAAUUUUCUAAGUGUACACUUAUUCAAUUGUUUAACUUCUUAUUUUGAACCAUCCAAAUUGAUGGUGCUGAUAAUAAUCAAUACUGUUUCUGAUUUACUUCAAUUCUUCUCUGUGAUUUCAUUGGAUAUCAUGAUGUUCGCUUUAUAUUUCUAAGUUUUCUGAUGUUUUUCUGAUAUUAAAUAUAUAAUCAAAGCUUUA